Messenger RNA from Protopolystoma xenopodis, 504 nucleotides. The record is from the annotation of a GenBank genome assembly. Lineage: Eukaryota; Metazoa; Platyhelminthes; Monogenea; Polystomatidea; Polystomatidae.
AUGGAAUAUCAAGGUGAUAACAAAAAAAAGAAAACACUUUUCACCAGUCUGCCGACGCAAUACGAGAAGACUGACAAAUUUGAUUUUUCGGGAGUUUAUCGCAUCAAAUUCGGUAACUGUGAGCAGAAGUAUAUCCGUGAAAUAGGAAGAAAAAUCGGCGUAGGAAUCAAGGAACGUCAAAGACUCUGCAGGAACAUGGACACGAAAAGAUCCAAAAAAGCGGAAUACAUUGCUCGAACGGGUUACGAAAUCGACUGGAAAUCAACUGAAAAUUUGGCUGCCUGUGGUGAAAAUACGAGAAAACGCAAGAUCCGAGAGGCGAUCAAAAUACUGACCGAGAGAAAUCUAAUGAACAGGAGACUUGAAGAAGACAGGAUCAGAGAAAACUGUGCAUAUUGCCUAAAACACUCGGAGAUUACCAGGCAACAGCAAGAUCAACUAAAAGAAGACGACUGGAUCAAGUUAAUGUCCUUAAUAUUAGAAAAAGAGAUUGCAGGGGGAUGA